Molecule: messenger RNA, 2740 nt
Organism: Cheilinus undulatus (humphead wrasse)
Lineage: Eukaryota; Metazoa; Chordata; Actinopteri; Labriformes; Labridae
Gene: spry2
Product: sprouty RTK signaling antagonist 2
Exons: 2
Coding region: 964-2007 (347 amino acids)
Biological process (GO): negative regulation of MAP kinase activity; animal organ development; negative regulation of Ras protein signal transduction
Cellular component (GO): membrane; cytosol
Source: RefSeq, a predicted model, not a curated record
CAGCCCCGGUGCGUCCGCAGAUGCCCGGCCGUGUUUGGCUCCCUUGUUCUAAUUGAUCGGACUGCUGUGAAUGGCCGCUCUCGAGCAGCCAAUGGCUGAACACCGGAUGCGAGAUAUCCGCUGCAACAACAAGCGCUCUGUUCCCCCUUCAGCUUGACGCCAUUUACAGCCCAGACCCCGACCUCCCCUCCGGAAAGAGCGAGAAAGCCCUCCAUAGAGCAGAGGAGCUGGAUAAACAGCGCGAGGAGGAAGGACGGAGGGAGCAGACUUCAGAAGGAGACAGGAGGCAGGAGCAGACUCUACCGACCUGCUCACCACACUUUUCGCCUCGUGCUCUUGCGCAAAACAUGGGAUUUACGUCUUAAUGGGAAUGUGCUCGCGCUGGAAACUUUCUCAAUGGAAUUUAUCGACGACUUGGCAGACUGAGCCUCUGAACCAGAGACUCCUCUCUCUCUCCAGCUGGAUUAUUUUCACCUAAGUGGGGGCUAAAGCAUCGAGAGUAAGGUACGGAGCUUCACUUCUUCAAGAGCGUGCGUAAGGAAACUUUGGUGCAGACUGUGCACGUUCCUAGCUCUCUGUUUUCACCCUAACUCUAACUUCAGUCCCAGCUCGUGUGUGUUCUGCGGGAGGAGGGUGCUGUGUGCCAUUUGCAUCCUCAUCCUUGGUGUUUCCCUCCGUGUAAAGCCCUGUUUUACUGAGGAGGACAUUCUUACACAUGCUGAGGUCCUGUCUGGUUAAACCGAGCCCACAGCUGGAGUCAGAUCUGCUCUAAAACCUGCUCCACCAUGAACCAGUCUGCAGUCACUGGUUUAAUUCUGACUCUUCAGGCUCAGGUCCACUCUGAUGAUUGAUGGGUUCGCUCCACUCUACCUCUCUCACCCCCACUGAGGCAAACAUGGCCAGCUAGAAGGCCCUGACUUCAGAUGUGUCCCAUGCCAGCCCGAGCAGCCCUUCAGUCCCGAGAUGGAUUCCAGAAGUUUGAACGACAGCGAUGGGGGAGGAGGACACCGCGGUGGGUCUCCUUCGCCAACCAGGUCACCGAACAGGCAGCUUGGAGAAGAGAGACCGCAACCCCAGCCUCCACCAACCCAAGAUAGCCCAUCAGGUUCUGGACUGACCAAUGGACAACCCCCCCAUACUCCAGCAGUGCUAUCCCUGGAUCAGAUCAGGAUCACGGGGAGUAGUAAUGACUAUACAGACGGGCCCACCAUUACUCAAAGGUCCCCAGCCCCUCUGCAGAGGCGGCAGAAGAACGACCUGGUUACUUCAAGGACCAGCGGGCAGCCAGAGACUCAGGAAGAAAGGCAUAAUAAUCUCCUCAAUCUGCAUUCUCUGACUCAUGGGAAUGCUUCCAUCUCUUCUAUGGAAGGUGUGUUACAGUCAUCCGGCGUCGAUGACUCGCAGAGUAACAUCAGGACCAGCGAAGGGGGCGUUUCUUCAGGCCAGAGGCUCGCCAUCAGCCCGGCAGGCAGCAGCCAGAUAAUCAGAACCCAGCCGACACGUACAGAGACGAGUUCAGAGGAGCUGAAACCUUUGAACAGCGAGUCCAGAGCGGUGGUUGCCAUACCAGGCAGCCGAAGCUCCAAAAACCAAGCUGUCCACUCCAACAAGUGCCGAGACUGCAGCAGGUGCUGCUGUAGCGAGUGCAGGCGCCCACGGGUGCUCCCCUACUGCUGGAUGUGCACCCGCCGGUGCAUGUGCUCGGCGCAGAACGUGGUGGAAUACGGAACGUGCGUUUGCUGCAUCAGGGGGCUCUUCUACCACUGCUCCAGCGAUGACGAGGACACGUGCUCAGACAAGCCCUUCUCGUGCUCGCAGCAGCACUGCUGCGUACGCUGGACUACCGUGUCAGUCCUCUCCCUGUGCUUCCCUUGUCUCCUGUGCUACCUCCCAGCUAGAGGAUGCUUAGCUGUGUGCCAGAGCUGCUACGACGGAGUGUCGAGACCAGGCUGUCGCUGCAAGAACCCAAACCCUGUCCACUGUGAGGAUUCUGGCAAGCCAAUAUAAACGAUGAGGAUGCAGAAGGAUGGAGAGACUCUGUGCUGACUAAACUCAUCUAGUCCUGAAGUUUUGUUUUAGGGAGCAGAGGAUGCUGGUUAAGUUUCUGGUUUUAUGAUGAGAUCUUUUUGCCUGUCAGAUCUGGUCACAUGUCCUUCAGACUCACUUGAAAGGUAAACCAAAAUAAGUCAAAGGUAUGAAGAAUUAUUCAGACAUCAUGUUGUUGCUCUGGCCGGCUUUUUUAACCUUUAAUCCAUGGUCUAUGCUAAGAACAGAGUCCUGUUACUAACUGUGAGGUAGUAAAAACCAAGGGUAUGUACAACAGGCUUACAGAGAUGUUUUAUUUUUGUACAUACGAUAAUAUUUCAACUGUGAAAAGUUUCUGCCACACAGUGAGAACCUCCACGACUCCACCUUUCUAUGAAUCAGUCUGUGUACAUUCACUCAAAUGUAUAUCAAUCAUUUCAUGUCAUAAGGAAAAGUCUUAUCCUACCUGUAAAUUGUACAGUGACCCUAUAUGAAAAUUUAUUUUCUAAUUCUGACAUUAGUGUAAAGUUUUAAAAAGUCUAUAUUUAUUUGAAGGUUUAUUAUUUUAUAAUGAAAAUAUUUAUUUUGAGCAAGCAUCACCUUGUAUGGGGCUUUUCUGAUCCCGAGGUGGCCUGUCUGAGCUGAUGAAUACUUUACUAUGAAUUAGAAGACAAAUAUAUUAACGUUUGGAAUUAAACAACCUGGAAGAUUCACA